AUUGUCGCCGAUGACGCGCAAAUGACAACAUCAGGUGAAAGGCGGCGCGUUUCGUUUCGGGAGUUCCAGUUCAGGGUUUGGUUCGGCCACGCGUCGACCAUUUCCGGGUGCCGGCGAACGCAGCCUCCCCCGACCUGCUCGGUCAUCGAUUGUUCGUCUCGGGAGCGGACGCCGCACCGGCGCCGAGCUCCUCCGAAUCUUCCGAAGGCGACGCGAAUGGCCAGCCACGACGACUCGUGUCCCUUUUGCCAGAUAGCCAAGGGCCAAAGUGACACCGAAAUCCUCCAGAGCGACGAGGAGCUGGUGUGCUUCCGGGACGUCAAGCCGGCUGCUGAGCAUCAUUACCUGGUCAUCCCCAGGACGUACAUUGGCAACUGCGACGAUCUGCGUGCGCAACACAUUCCCAUGGUGGAGCGAAUGGCCGAGAUGGGAAGGGGCGUGUUGGUGAAAAAUAAAGUGCGUGACCCGAAGGACAUCAGGCUGGGCUUCCACGUGCCUCCGUUUUGCUCCGUGCCGCACCUGCACCUGCACGCCCUGGCGCCGGCCAGCAAGAUGAGCGAACUAACGCAGCGGAAAUACGGCUCGGUGUCCCACUGGUUCAUCACGGUCGACGACGCGCUGACUCGGCUCAGGACGCGAGGCAGAAUCCGCUGACGUUCUGUCCCCUCUGGUGUCAUUGAAAUGGAAAUGCACACGUCGCGCUGAGCUCCAUUCGGGGGACGAUUUCUGGAAAAGACAAGUUCGCAAAGUCAUUUGAACGGCACGACUGUUAUAUAAAUGUGUGCUCAAUGGAUGUUGGGUUUUUUUUUUUUAGAUGUUAUAUAGCAGGUGGCAGCCCACAGCUGCACUUUUGGGGAAUCCAUCGGCUGUAAAUGUAAGCUUAUAUUAUUAAUGAUCAUUUUAUGUUCGAGCAUCAUAUUAUUUCAUGUUAAGAAUACCUAAAUUCUGUUGUUGAAUAAUUGCUUAGACAUGUUUUUAUGUUGAGCGGUUCUGAUUGGCUGUUGAAGUAAGAGAAGCAGGAAGUGACUUUAGUGACGAGAGUUGUGUUCUCGAACGUACUGCGGUGCAGACGUCCCCCCCCUUUUAAUAAAACUGCAUUUAAA
Molecule: messenger RNA, 1103 nt
Organism: Hippocampus comes (tiger tail seahorse)
Lineage: Eukaryota; Metazoa; Chordata; Actinopteri; Syngnathiformes; Syngnathidae
Product: histidine triad nucleotide-binding protein 3-like
Exons: 5
Coding region: 22-654 (210 amino acids)
Molecular function (GO): catalytic activity
Source: RefSeq, a predicted model, not a curated record